Molecule: messenger RNA, 1220 nt
Organism: Trichobilharzia szidati
Lineage: Eukaryota; Metazoa; Platyhelminthes; Trematoda; Strigeidida; Schistosomatidae
Source: the annotation of a GenBank genome assembly
GUUCAUAAAACUUACUUAGUGUGGAUUAUAGUGGACUUCGCAUAAAAUAACACGUCAUGUUCGUAAAAGUGACUCCUGACUUUGUUAUACGAUUAACUGUCAUACUGGCAUCAAUAAUAUGCCUUUCACAUGAACAAAUGCAGAUGGAAUUUUCUGAACAGGGUGCAAUGAAUCCGGCAAUGGACUUUUCAACCAUAAUGGUCAGUAAUAUGCCAGAGGAUUCUAAUCAAAAUACACAAGUUGGAUCUGUUGUGCUAGAUCAAAUGCCGGAUCAGUCUCAAUUACUUACACCUAUGCAAAAUACUAUGGUUUCGACGACAACAACAACGUCGAAAACAACAAAAAAUGAUGAUGAUUUGGAUAAUUCAUUUGGAAGUCAAGCCUCAGCCAUCCAACCGGCAUCUUCAGUAAUUGAUUAUAUCUCUCCAUCCAGAGCACAUUAUGGAUUUGAUAAUUAUUUUUCCACGAUACCACAAGGAAGAGUACCUUUUCUCGGGUUUUUACCUUCGACUGAAAAUACAGUAGCUAUCAGUUUACCUGGGCAAAUUCCUGCAGCAAAUCCUCUCACAGCUGUACCACCAGCAAUGGGUGGAUUUAUGCCACCAGCAACAAGUGCAACUACUCCACCAGUACCGAGUGGAUUUAUGCCACCAGCAACGGGUGCAACUACACCACCAGUAUCGAGUGGAUUUGUACCACCAGCAACGGGGGGAUUUGCGCCACCAACAACAGGGGGAUUUGUGCCACCAGCAACGGGGGGAUUUGUGCCACCAGCAACGGGGGGAUUUGUGCCACCAGCAACUGGUGGUUUCGUGCCACCAGUGACAGGUGGACAACCAGGAACAUCAAUAACCCCAGGAGGUCUCCCAGUAUCAUUUCCGAUACCAGGGUUCAGUCAACAGGUCCUUCAAGCAUCUCUUUGGCCUUAUAUAAUACUACCAGAAAAUAUCUUACAGUACUUAUUGCCAAGAAAUAUUAUAUCGAGACCUUACGGUGGUAUUUACUCCCCAAGAUGGCUAAGAAUUCUUCAGGAAUUGUACAGAAAUAACUUGGAUGCACUAAAUCAACCAGUUAGAGACUACGGAGAUAUCUAUCCAUCUGGCUACGAUGAGUACUAUGUACCUGCGGAUACGGAUUUACAAUAUUUAUCCAAGAAAAAGAAAAGAAUGGACAUAUUCAGGCGCAAAAGAAGAUCUAGUCUGUCUAAACCAUUAUCAUAA